AGUGCUCUGGAGGAGAAGCCCCUACAAUGCCUGUUUGUGUCCAGGACAUUGACACAUUUUAUCUUUCCCCAGAAUAAGAUUACUCUGUUGUUGUUUUUAAUAACUUUGUUUAUCUGUCCGUCCAAAUCACUUUUUAACCCACUUCCUGGUCUGGAGGAAAUGGAAACAAUGGCCACGGAGAUGACUGCCUGGGAGAUCAUAGAAGGACAACGGAAAAAGUUGCUGGUGAUCCUCCAGCAAGAUCCCGAUUCUGUCUUAGAUGCGUUGAUCUCUCGGAGUGUGAUUUCUGGGGAGGAGUAUGAGACUCUGGACAGAGUUACAGAUCCCCUGAAGAAAAGUCGGAAACUCUUAAUUUUGGUUCAGAAGAAGGGAGAGAUGUGCUGCCAGCGUUUCCUCAGAUGUUUAUUUAACACAUUUCCAGAGUCAGCUCCCUCUUGGGACUUAAAACUUGAGUUUUUACAGCAUAAGAAUAUAGCACCUCAGUGUAUUGGGAUAAACAAAAAUUCAGAAAAUACAAUUUCCUCUGAUAAGAAAGAGCCUGGGAAACCCAUGAUCACAGCAUUCUCCAGUGAGAAGCAACAGUCGUGUUUGGAGACCUCUGAGUUUUUCCCCGAGAAUGGGAAGGAAUGCCAGACACCAAAUGUCACAUUACCAUGUCCCGUUGGAAAAGCUGACUCUGAAGUUCCAGUGACUAUUACAUACUUAAGGGAUGGACAGAGAUAUGAGGAGCCAGACGAUUCUUUAUACUUAGGAGCAGAGGACUAUGAAGCAUCUGUUGGAUUUCCUGAAGACAUAGCCACCAGGAUGGAAGAGGGGGAUUGCAAUGAGGCAGAGCACAUUGUAUGUGGUGGUGAGGAAGAACCCGAGCAUUCAGAAGCUGUGAGGUCAUCUGAUGAAGACUACUAUGAUGAUUCAGAAACCAGUUUUUCGUUGGAGGAGGAGGAGAAAAUUCUGCAAGAAAAUAAAAAGGUGUUCAAAGAUGUCCUGUCCUCUUUGAACAUGGAUAGAAGCAGAAAGCUUCUGCCAGAUUUUGUGAAACAGUUCUCCUUAGAUCGAGGCAGUGGUUGGACACCUAAGACUCCGGCAGACUUGGUCUGGACUUUCCUGACGAAAGUGCAAGCUCUUGAUGUGACGGCCAGGGAUUCAGUCCUCAGGCACAAGAUUCCAGGUGAAGUCGGCAAAGAGGAAUUGCUGACUAGACUGGAAAAUCUGGAAAUGGAAGACACAGCAACCAUGAAUCCUCUCGAUGUCCUUUGUGCCAGCCUGCUGUGUGCAGACAGCUCUUUGCAGCGCCAAGUCAUGUCAAACAUGUAUCAGUGUCAGUUUGCCCUUCCCCUGCUUCUUCCAGAUUCAGAAAACAACAAAAGCAUCCUGAUGCUGGGGGCCAUGGAGGACGUUGUGGAGAGGCAGUCUACACAGUCCUCAGUAGGACCCACGGGGGCCAGGCAGGAGUCUCUUAGAGUUAUGAAGCUGCCUGUCGUCUCUUUUGUUCGCCUGGGACACUGUAGCUUCUCCAAGUCCAAAAUCCUCAACACACUGCUCAGCUCUGACCAGCUGAAACCACACAUACCCUUCCUCCAUCAAGAUGUGUCUGUUCCCGUACUUCCCAGGCAAAUCUCGGAUGGCCUGCUUGAGAUAACCUGGUGUUUUCCUGAUAACGAUCAUCUGAAGGAAGGCCUUAAUAUUUCCCAUAAGCCUUUUGCCGUGACCAACCUUCGUGGAGAUCUAGAACGCUUUUGGACACAGUUUAGUUUUGUGAUGGAAGUUUCUGCAGCUGUGUUUUUUUUCACCGACAGCCUGGGUGAGAAGCAAUGGGACUUGUUAAUGUUUUUAGGAGAAAUUGCCAUUGAAAGAUGCUAUUUUGUUCUCAGUCCCCAGGCCAGAGAGAGUGAAGAGGCUCAGAUGUUCCAAAGGAUGCUGAACUUGAAGUCGUCACAGCUAUUGUUUUGGGAGGGGGAGGAAUCAGGGGAUAGAAGAAAGAACAUGGAGGCCCUUCGAGCUGCCCUCCAGGAAGUGACGGCCUCCUCACUUAGAUGCGUGUCUGUGGAGGAGAUGGCCUCUCUGGCCAGGGAGUUGGGGAUUCAGGUCGACCAAGACUUGGAGACUGAACAAGGGAUUCAAGUGUCUCCUAGAGAAACUGAUCAAGGGAUUCAAGUGUCCCCUAGAGAAAAUAUAGCUAGAGCAGCUGAAGAUGAGGGACAACAAAAAUGUAAUCAGCUAAAAAGUUCAUCUGAAAGCCAAGCUCAGAUACCUUUGGGAAAAUCUGGGUCUAUACAUGAGGUCAGCCAGAACAUUCAAAAUGUGUCGUCUGCUCCAGUAUUUCCAUCUCAUCAGGAAAACUCUCCCUUACCAACCCCAGUGGGAGGUAACUUUAACUGUAUUUCCUUGAAAGCCCCACAGGUUAUGGGCUCCAAGUUGGGGUCAGAGCACAGGCCUAGGUGGUUUUGGCCCUUGAUCUUUCAGAGUAGAAGUGCUCAUAGAAGAGCUAAAAGUUUUGGUAUUAAAUCCUUCCAACCUCAGAAAUCUUAUUCAGGUGAAAAAUCCAUGAAAUUAUCAAGAACUCCAUGGGGACGUCACUUGAAUGGAACAUUUGGGAGACCACCAAAUUCCAUCUCUCAGUGUGCCUGGGCCCUGGGUGGGAAACCACGGAUCACAGGAGCUCCGAGGAAGCCUGGGGUCUCCCAGGCAGGGGACCCCCAUUCUACAGGCUCACCGUCAGCAGGAGCAGUAGGGAAACCACCGCCUGGGCGAGCAUGUGCCCCGGGAACACAGCCGAUGGGCACAUCAGCUCACAUCGCAUCUCCUCACCCUCAAUCCUGUAAGCCAGCAGGAGCCCUACAAAAACUGGCCAGGCCUACUUUUCUUCAAGGACCUCAGAGGAUGACACAGAAUAGGCCUUCAACUCCAGUUCUCCAGUCAGGAUCCCAUUCCAUACCCAGGAGUAAACUUUUACCCAGCUCUCAAUUCAAACCCCAUCAGCUCGUAUCAUCCCAGGUCAAACCCUUUCAGCCCAAACCCUUCCAACCUGUUCCCUCUCAAAUUAAGCCCCUUCAGUCCCAGUCUUCCCAAGCUAAACCCUUUCAUUCUACAGCCCAUUGGCUCCAGUCCUCCCAAGCCAAACCCUCUCCAUCCAAACCCCCACAGCCCAAGCCCUGUCAGUCCCAGCGUGCCCAAUCUAAGACUUCUCAACCCAGAUCCGUUCAACACAAGUCAUCCUGGAGCAGUCCUUCACAGGCCAAGGCAAACCAGACAAGAGCAGGUCCCAAGAGGAUGGGAAAGCAUUGAAGACAUUCCAUACAACUAGGAAAAGUGUUAAACCCAGGUGGUUCCUAUAUAAUAAUCGAAAGCAGAGUUGUGGUAAAGGCAAAAGAUUAAUGUUACUUGAAUGACACAAAAAGAUAAGCCAAGACAUUGUUAAAGGAAAACCAGGAAAAUAAUUAAGAUCAAACAAUAAGUAAAUCAGUUAAAUCUAGCCUUGUGUACUAGAUAAUACAUAAAUUGAAUCCAGAAAUGGAAGACAGGACAUAGCACCACUUGGGAAAGAAUGGAAUUAAGAAUCUCUUAUUGCAAAGUGACUAUAAAGAAAAGUUUGUCAUAAAAUGAUGGCUGCUCCAGUGCUUGCUCAAAAAUUUCUACCAUCCAGCAGGUACCCCUGCUUAGAUGGUUAGAAAACUCAGCUUGUUUGAUAAUCCCAAUUUGCUUGGUUGAUAAAACUCAUUUCACUAUUAUAGCCAUGAGUAGCAAGCAACAAAAGUAGUUAUUUUGCCUUAACUUUAAAAAUGGUUGCUAUAUGUUUCAUAUUUAUAAUAGUUAAGAAAAUUUGGCAUGAGAGGAUCUGAUAUAUUAUUAAUGUCUUUUUAUAGUUACAUAAGGAACAUAAUGAGUACAUUUUAUUAAAAAUAUAUCAUUUGCUGCUUAAUUUUAGAUUUAAAAUUAAAUGAAAAAGGAUGAUUUUACAAAGUUUAUAGAAAGUAUUGUAAUGUUUGAAAGAAUUUGCAUCAUAGAAUUUAUAAUUUUAUUAAAUGCAUAUUCUAAAUAUGUAGAAUGCUAGUAGCAUUAUGUAGAAAGAUAUCCAAUUCAAAAUGAUGAAGUGAAGCUUAACUACAUUUUGUUUUGUUUUGUUUUGGUCAGUUUUUGGGCUUGAACUCAAGGC
This is a messenger RNA of Dipodomys ordii (Ord's kangaroo rat), 4153 nucleotides long. RefSeq names its product caspase recruitment domain family, member 6 (gene Card6). The record is from RefSeq and is a predicted model, not a curated record. Gene Ontology annotation, biological process: regulation of apoptotic process. Lineage: Eukaryota; Metazoa; Chordata; Mammalia; Rodentia; Heteromyidae. The transcript is spliced from 3 exons. The coding region runs from base 160 to 3285 and encodes 1041 amino acids.